Messenger RNA from Aureobasidium namibiae CBS 147.97, 606 nucleotides. RefSeq names its product kinase-like protein. The record is from RefSeq and is a predicted model, not a curated record. Gene Ontology annotation, molecular function: ATP binding; protein serine/threonine kinase activity. The annotation marks the transcript as partial. The transcript has a single exon. Gene Ontology annotation, cellular component: cytoplasm; nucleus. Gene Ontology annotation, biological process: protein phosphorylation; mitotic DNA damage checkpoint signaling. NCBI's taxonomy places the organism in Eukaryota, Fungi, Ascomycota, Dothideomycetes, Dothideales, Saccotheciaceae.
UACGCGCACGAGAGAAGUCUUGGUCAAGGCGGUCAAGGUGAUAUCAGCCUUGCCAGAAUCAAAGUCACAGGUAAGCUUGUUGUCGUCAAACGUUUGAGACUGCUGCCCAACACAGACCUCAGUACUGUCCCCGAGAUCGUUAUUCUUAACAAGAUUCAGAAGCUCGGAAGUCAUCCCAACAUCCUCCCCUACCUCCAAAUCUGGCAAACCCCGGCUGCUCCUGGAGAGUGCCCCACAAGCCGCAUCAUGAUGCCCUAUCUCCCUGGUGACCUCAACACCCUCAAAAGGUCCUUCGACAAGAUGAAUGUCAAAGUCCCUGAAGCUUUCAUUUUCGACGCCUACAAGCAGUUGGUCUCUGGGCUCAGCUUCCUCCAUGAGAAUGGGGGUAUCUCACACCGCGACAUCAAGCCUGAGAAUAUUAUGAUCGACCCUGUUGAAUUUGGUAACCCAGCUCUAUUUCCUACCCUCAAGGUGAUUGACUUCGGCAUUUCUUGUGAGACGACUGCUGACCACGAGACUCCUGACGGCACUCCUAAGUGGCAGCCUCCCGAGGCCCCUAUCGCUGGCAGAAAAGCAGAUGUCUGGGCCAUUGGAGCUGUCAUUCAU